GAAAGCUUUUUGUUUCGAUGACUGUUUUACUGACUUGUGAGUUCUGACUGACGAUGAAAAAAAUAAAAAGUUCCUCAAGGAGGUGUAAAGAUUAUUGUACGGAGAAUUAAGCUUCCUUUGGAGAUGGCGUCCAUGGCGACCGGCGUCAGUUUUUCGAUGACUAGCGGCAUAGGAGAAGGAGGAUACGAUGUUCAUCGAGUAGCGACGGCUGCACGGACAACUCUGAAGCUGAAUCAGAAGAACUCACUGAGCGAGAGUACAUGCAUGCUUUUGGGGAUGAAUAAGUAUCGGGGAUCCGGAGCUAUACGAACCGUCUCGAAGGCUGUCGGUUACGGACAAGAGAUGAGUAAGAGUCUGAGGGUGGGACUCAUUUGCGGAGGUCCGUCGGCGGAGCGCGGGAUUUCUCUCAACUCUGCUAGAUCAGUUCUCGAUCAUAUUCAGGGUGAUGGUAUAAACGUGAGCUGCUAUUAUAUAGAUCCUGAUCUCAAAGCCUUUGCAAUUUCAUCCGCUCAGGUGUACUCGAAUACUCCUUCAGAUUUCGAUUUUAAGCUGGAGAGUCUUGCACAGGGAUUCUCGUCAUUAUCCGAAUUGGCCGAGCAUCUUGUUUCUGCUGUGGACAUUGUUUUUCCAGUAAUUCAUGGUCGAUUUGGUGAAGAUGGGGGCAUUCAGGAGCUGUUGGAAAGUCACAACAUUCCAUUUGUGGGGACUGGAUCCCGUGAAUGUUUUCGAGCAUUUGACAAGUAUGAAGCCUCUUUGGAGCUCAAGGAACUUGGUUUCAUGACAGUACCAAACUACUUGGUGCAGGGAACUGGAGUAGACAAAAGUGAAAUAGCACUGUGGUUUACAGAUAACCAGCUGGAUCUCGAGAUGGGAAAAGUUGUGGUAAAACCAGCUAAAGCAGGUUCAAGCAUUGGUGUCAAGGUUGCUUUUGGCGUAAAUGAUUCAAUUAAAAAGGCUACUGAACUUAUUCUAGAGGGAAUUGAUGAUAGAGUUGUUGUUGAGGUGUUUAUUGAAGAUGCAUAUGAGUUCACUGCCAUCGUCCUGGAUGUGGGUUCUGGUUCUGUUUGCCAUCCUGUUGUUUUGAUGCCUACUGAGGUGCAACUUCAGUUUCAUGGCAUUGGUGAUCCAAAGGAAAACGCAAUCUUCGACUAUCGGAGGAAGUAUCUGCCGACACAGCAGGUCACCUAUCACACUCCUCCACGUUUCCCUAUCCAUGUUAUCAAAAGUAUUCGUGAAGAGGCAUCUCUUAUAUUUCAAAAGCUUGGUUUACGUGACUUUGCUCGCAUUGAUGGAUGGUAUUUGGCUCCCAAUUCAAAUUUAUCAUCACCUGUAAGUGAAACGCUUGGAGGAACCAAGUCAGGAGAUAUUAUAUUCACAGACAUCAACCUGAUAAGUGGCAUGGAGCAAACUAGCUUUCUCUUCCAGCAGGCAUCUAAGGUUGGAUUUUCUCAUUCAAACAUUCUGCGAACAAUCGUCCACCGUGCUUGCUCGAGGUUUCCCCAUCUUGAUUGGUAUAAUUAUGGGUAUAGUCAAUUACUCCAAGGUUCAACAACCCUGGAAGUCUCUGAGGACCCCCAGAAAGUGUUUGUCAUAUUUGGAGGAGAUACUUCAGAGCGGCAGGUGUCCGUCAUGAGUGGAACAAAUGUCUGGGUCAAUUUGCAAAGAUAUGUAGAUCUUAAUGUAACUCCCUGUUUGCUUUCCCCCUCACUUAGCAACUCAUUAGGCGCAUCUUCGAACUUGGACAAUAGAGAAGUCUGGGUUUUGCCCUACUCGGUUGUGCUAAGGCACACUGCUGAGGAAGUUCUUGCAGCGUGCUUAGAAGCAGUCGAGCCUGUUAGGGCUUUAUUUACAUCUCUGCUGCAGAAGCAAGUGAUGGAGGAUCUUAUGGAUGGUUUUAAGAAUCAAAGCUGGUUUGCAGGGUUUGAUAUAACAGACGAGCUGCCCAGAAAGUACUCAUUGAAAGAGUGGAUCAAGCAUGCCAAGGAAGCUCAAGCAACUGUCUUCAUUGCAGUGCAUGGAGGAAUUGGUGAAGAUGGUACACUGCAGGGCUUGCUGGAGGAUGAAGGAGUUUCUUAUACAGGUCCAGGCGUACUAGCUUCAAGGACUUGUAUGGACAAGGUUAUGACAUCUCAGGCUCUUAGUAAUCUUUCAGAGUUUGGAAUUCAUACCAUAAGCAAAGAUGUGAAGAGAACAGAGGAUAUAAUGCAUGAGACCUUCCCAAAUGUUUGGGAUGAAUUAAUCAAGAAGCUUCAGUGUCUCACACUAUGUGUUAAACCAGCAAAGGAUGGAUGUUCCACUGGCGUUGCAAGAUUAUGUUCCUCUGAAGACCUUGCUGUAUAUGUACAAGCUUUGAAAGAUUGUAUACCAAGAAUUCCUCCAAACACUCUUUCUAAGACACAUGGAAUGAUUGAGAUGCCAAAUCCUACUCCAGAAUUCUUGAUUUUUGAACCAUUUGUCGAAACCGAUGAAAUCAUAGUUUCAUCCAAAGCCAAGCAGCAGCUCUCUUGGAAAGGUAGGAGGCGGUGGGUAGAGAUGACUGUGGGUGUAAUUGGAAAGCGUGGGUCAAUGCAUUCACUGAGUCCUAGUCUUACUGUCAAGGAAAGUGGGGAUAUAUUGUCUCUCGAGGAAAAGUUCCAAGGUACUCUCACUUGUCUUUCUUUGCCACUUCAUGUCUUCUUUUGACUUUAUGAGAGAAAUAAUUAGUCUUUACAGUGGCAUAUGAAAUUAAAUCUUGAAUAGGAGGCACUGGCAUAAAUCUUACUCCACCUCCACCAACAAUCAUGAGGUUUGUCUAUAGUUUCUUUUGGGAUAUUAUUAGUACAUGGAGUAGAAUAAAACCAUACGAAACAGAGCAUUUUACUUUGUAGGAAAAGGGGCUAUUUAAGCUCUUUAAAAAGCUAUUCUUGUUACGGUUAGCAAAUUCAGGUUUUCGGUCGAAGGAAACUAUAAACUAAUUUGAAACUUAAUGUGUUGUCAGCUCCAAAAAAGUGAGUUUCGUUUUAGUUUUGGGGUAUAAAAAAUCCUAUAACUAAAUCAAGAUAUUUAUCAGUUUAUUGGCUUUUGUUGACUUUGGUUUAACCAAAGAACACAGAGGGUAAAGUAUAAAGAAGCUUAUGACUAAUGUUGUGAGAUUUCAGUAAGGAAGCUUUGGAGAGAUGCAAACAAGGCAUUGAGCUGAUUGCAGAAACUCUCGGCUUAGAAGGGUUUUCACGGAUCGAUGCUUUUGUGCAUGUUGAAACCGGAGAGGUGCUGGUUAUAGAGGUAAACACAGUUCCCGGAAUGACUCCUUCCACUGUUUUAAUCCAACAGGCAUUAGCAGAGCAGCCGCCAAUGUACCCUCCUCAAUUCUUUCGCACUCUGCUCCAUCUUGCUACGCAGAGAGUUGUGUAAGCUUUUCUUUGUCUUUCGUAUUUACAUUAUUCCCAAGUUUAGUGUGUUUUUUGUAAAUUCGAUGCCUUCGUCAUAUGAUUAAAAUAAAGUGGAUCCCAUAUGUAUGAGCUAUGAUUUGAAUUUCAUUUCGGUAUAUAUUUUAUGAAUUGUAAAUUUGCAA
Arabidopsis thaliana (thale cress) is the source of this 3550-nucleotide messenger RNA. Its product is annotated as D-alanine-D-alanine ligase family. The transcript has 22 exons. Gene Ontology annotation, molecular function: ATP binding; nucleotide binding; D-alanine-D-alanine ligase activity. The record is from RefSeq and is marked reviewed. NCBI's taxonomy places the organism in Eukaryota, Viridiplantae, Streptophyta, Magnoliopsida, Brassicales, Brassicaceae. Bases 124 to 2682 code for a protein of 852 amino acids.